UGUACGUGUGUUUGGACACUGAUGCUUCUAUAAAGUCUCACAGAUUGUCACAAAGGCUCAGUACUGAUCUCCAUCGUCAUACCCGACUGUCUCUCCUCUUGCACGAGCGCAAGUCAUCAUGGCAACUAAAAUAGUUAUUCAGCAGCCCAAGCCACUUGUUCUGGCUCCUGGUUCUGACCAAUGGUCCUCUGGCAUGUGCGAAUGUGACAACCUCAAUGACUGUUGCUUUGCGUUCUGGUGCUGUCCAUGUUUCGCCUGCAUCACAGCCAGAGAUCACGGAGAGUGUCUCUGCCUGCCUCUGCUGGACAGUUUUGGCCUCUUCCCACCCAUCACUAUGGCCAUGAGAGUGUCUGUCCGGCGCACCUAUGGAAUUGAGGACUCUAUCUGUAAUGAUUGUGUGCUGUCCUUCUGCUGCGGCCCGUGCUCCUACUGUCAGAUAAGACGUGAGAUGAUAGCUCGCAACCACCCCGUCACACUCUUCCGCAACCGACCAAAAUAAAACAACUUCA
This is a messenger RNA of Carassius auratus (goldfish), 509 nucleotides long. RefSeq names its product cornifelin homolog B-like. The record is from RefSeq and is a predicted model, not a curated record. Lineage: Eukaryota; Metazoa; Chordata; Actinopteri; Cypriniformes; Cyprinidae. Bases 119 to 499 code for a protein of 126 amino acids. The transcript is spliced from 4 exons.